Molecule: messenger RNA, 2079 nt
Organism: Fusarium oxysporum Fo47
Lineage: Eukaryota; Fungi; Ascomycota; Sordariomycetes; Hypocreales; Nectriaceae
Exons: 1
Coding region: 493-1971 (492 amino acids)
Source: RefSeq, a predicted model, not a curated record
ACUGUCACUGUCUUGUAUCAGACGGGAGGUUACCAAAAAGAACUUACGGUCAAGCUUUAGGUCUGAGACCAUCGAAUUUCUCGUUCCUUGAAUGCAUUUCUCAACAUAGACUUUUUCAUCUCUUCUGUUUCUAGUUUGUUUUAUCUUUUUCUCUUUCUUGUCUCUUCUCCAUUCUUCGGAUCCAAUUCCUACCCGACCGCCCCCGUCCGUCUCCUCAUUAACUGCUACUACGACUGUGACAGCGCUGCAACUGGCACUGCAACUGCUCACGCGUCGUCUCGUCAAAACCGCCACCCAAGACCGUCCGUCGGACUCACCGACAUCGAUCCUUCAACUCAAAACUCUCUUCUUUCACCAGCAAAAUCAUCACGAGAUCGUCCAAGCUUCUCGGAGAAUCACAGACUGUAAACCCCCUAUGUGAUCCUCUCUCUCUACGCUUAUCAAUUCCCAACAAAACCCACCCCCCCCGGCUCAGGUCGAUGAGCAUGUCCCAUGGCCUUUUGGGUGGUUGACGGGGGUCGUCCGCUUGGUGUUACCGCUACUGUUGCCGCUACCGCUACUGCUACUGGCCGGGGUCCGUACUAUGUGGGUGGUAAAAGGCGAGUGAGCGUCUCCGAAGGCGGCGAUGGCUUCACUUUUGAUACCAAAAGAACCAGGUUCGCCGAUGAGCUUCCUUAUGACGCCUACGACAAUGCACCCAUCUCUGCAGCUGUGGCUGCACCAAGUGGCUAUGCUUCGUCAGAUCAUGCAUCGCCUUAUUACCCACAACCACAACCGGCAUUCCAUUCUGGAGUUCACAUUAUCAACAAAGCAUAUCCGCACAAUCAACCCUUUGAUCAUGAGGACGAAUUCUUAUACAACGAAGCCAUUGAAAAUUACCCUCCAUUGAUCCAUCGGCCUGACUCAGCUCCCGUCAAGAACCUCUCAUUUCUCGUCAUUCGCGAACGUUCACCAACCCCAGAAGGACCCGAUUUCCCCUCUAUCGAUGCCGCCUUCGGUCCAGCUCCCGAAUCCCGGCCGGGACCUGUAUUCGGCCCUUCCGGUCCAGCUCCGGCACCCGCUCCCGUCGCCGAUGCAUGCGCUAUGGAACGCACAGCAUCUGGUCUUUCCAUCUCAUCUGAUACUACUCAACCAUCGCUCGCCAGUCUAUCACCCGCUGCCGACGAAAACGACCCAGGAUUGCUGAGUGACCUCGCUGCCGCACGUUUAGUCCGUGAUCACGUUGCCAACUUUGGUUCCAGUCGUCGAAGACAUCGCACCACCGACUCUCGCCACGGCCGUAUCCUCAGAGCGCUCAUCAACCCAAAGUCUCGCGCAGCCGAAUUCUCCUUGGACAACGACGCAUUGCGUAGCAUCUUCUCUGCCGCAAACGAACUCUUCUUCUGUAACCGUCUUGCUGGUCGUGUCGCAUGGGACUGGAGUCACCCUGCAAGCGCGCAGUAUCAGGCGCACAUUGUUGGCACCACAGCGGUACGACGUUCCCGUGAUGGAGGCUACGAGACACUCAUUGUACUUUCAUCGCCUAUCCUCCAGGAUACAAAGUACAACCGGCGGCUUCUCAUCUCGACAUUCUUACACGAGAUGAUCCACAGCUAUCUCUUUGUGGUAUGUGGUCUCAAAGCCCGCCACGAAGGCGGUCAUACCGAGGGUUUCCGCCAGAUUGCAGAUACGAUCGACCGCUGGGUUGGACAUAGCUACCUGCGACUCAGUGAGAUGGACGCUGAUCUGGAACAUUUCCGCGAACAUCCCUCCUGCGUACAUGAUCAACACCAGGUGCGCAGUCGAAGUGCAGACGAGCACCACAGGGUGCCAUGGCGCAGUGAGAGAUGGGAGGAUGGAGAGCGGGAUGCUCACUAUCCAACCGAGCUUCAUCCACGACCGCAUCCCAAUCAUACAGAUUGGGAGCGACAUGGGCGAGAGGGGUACAGAGCCCCCGAUGUCCGGAGAGGAAUCUCACCAUACGUUUACUAAGCGUGGAGGUGACCCUCGAAGGUCGCCCACGUAUUGUUCGUUUAGUCAGGUAUGCGUCUCAAAUGACCGCAAUGCUGAUAUUAUAUGUCAUGAUGAUCAUGACUAUCC